Calypte anna (Anna's hummingbird) is the source of this 3106-nucleotide messenger RNA. It is a transcript of the gene CCDC117, whose product is annotated as coiled-coil domain containing 117. Bases 111 to 1133 code for a protein of 340 amino acids. The transcript has 6 exons. The record is from RefSeq and is a predicted model, not a curated record. Lineage: Eukaryota; Metazoa; Chordata; Aves; Apodiformes; Trochilidae.
UCGCCCGCCUUCGGCAAGCGCGGCGAAAGGCCUGGAAAGGACCGGGGCACUGGCGGUGUCGUCCUGCUCCGGGCCCGGCCCGGCGGUGAACGCUCAGCGGCGAGCAGGACAUGGCCGCUCUGGGCAGAUCCUGUCAGGGUAUCCCCGCGGUCCCUGCCGUGGAGUUCCCCCAGGGCCCGGCCGCUGCCCCUGACCGCCACGGCCUGCCGGCUGCCGCACGGGAACAUCCGCAGCCCGGUGCUCUCGGCCACGACAGUCUCCAGCCCCCCGUGAUGAUAAUGGCAGGGAACGGGAACGACGGGGCAGUCGGCGGCGGUUCCUCCGGCCUCUAUCUGCAAAGCAGCUUCGACCUGGCCUCCCUGGCCGCGCUCGGCAGUUUCAGCCAGGGCUCGCCCGUGGCCCCGGUGGGAUCCUUCACCGCCGCCCGCCCGCCCGGCCUGCACCCGCCCCACAGCCAUGUCUCUGUUCGCUGUGGAAAGAAGCAUAAGCUAGAAGAAGAGGCAGAAGGUUGUCCUGUGAAGAAGAAGAGACUGACAGGAGCCAAAAAUUGCCCUUUGAAUCCCAACACUGAGGAGUGGAUUCUCUAUGCAGGUCAGCAGGCUGCUGGGGAGGUAGCAAGUCAUUAUGGUGACAGCAGUCCUGAAACUGCCGUGUUAGAAGUGCCCUGUGAAGAAAUGGAUCAGACAAUGGGGGAACAGCAAUGCGAGGUUGCUCGCAGGAAGCUUCAGGAGAUUGAGGACAGGAUAAUUGAUGAAGAUGAGGAAGUUCAUGCUGAUGGAAAUGUUAGCAAUCUGCCCACUCUUAUCCUGUCAGAUACCCUUAAAAAAGGGAUGAAGAGGGAUUUUGGUGAAGUCCUGACAAAGAAAAUAAUAGAAUCUAUGAGCCGUCCUUCUAUGGAGCUGGUGCUUUGGAAACCGCUUCCUGAAUUUCUUACAGAUAAACUGAAGUCUGUCUCUGUUAAGAACUUCAAGCAGCAGAGUACAGAAGGGUGUCAAGCUAAGCAGUCGACACAAAGAGCUGCUUUUGUCCCACAGACUGAAACAUUUCCUGAAUCACAACAGACUGCCAUGUCUCCAGAUCCGUAUGCUAGUCUGGGAAUCUCUGGGUGUGCGGAAGAAGAAAUGGAGUUGUAGAUGCCAGGUUAUAGACUGGAAGUGGUGAGCUUCUGAUGGGUUUUGUUGCUGUUCUUUUUUUAUUCCCUCUUCCUUUCUGGUUUGAUGUGUGAAUCUGAAGGCUUACUGUGUUUUUCCUACUAAUAGUCAUAAGAAGGCCAGACAUAACUUCAGGAAACUGACCCCCCCCAGAAUUUAUGUUAAAUACUUAUUUUUACUGGGAAGGUAAUCCAGAGGCCUUUUCAAACAGGGAAGUAGCUUUCCAUCUUGUUUAAUAGUGAAGUAUUCUCUUAAUUGUCCUCAGUAAACUACAAAAUUCAAACACUGAAUGUAACUGUGUCUUAUGCCACACCUUUCUUUCACUUACUGAGCCAUUAAGACUUUGGUGUGCAUACUACGCAUGCUUGGAUGGCAUAAUUUGAAUUACAAAAACAUAUGGGAAUGAAGAAAUACUUUUGAGUCUAGCCACAGAUAAAGCAAUCCCUAUGGAAAUAGAGCUUUUCACAGCAUGUCAUCUGUGGCUGGUUUGUGCUGGAUGUAAACUCAAAUGUAGAAAUUACACAUUCUGCAGCAUGUUAGGGAAGGAGUGUUAGAGCUGAGCGUAAGCCUCUUGCUUUGUAGCAAGCAAAACCAGCUACUAACCUGCAAGAUACCUAUGAACUUUAGUCAUUUUUGGUUCACUGGCUUCAAAAUUGUGCUUGUGGAUUUUUGAUGCCCUCUCCCCAAACAAUGCUAAGUCUGGAGAAAAGUGGUUCUGAGCCAGCUGAUUCAUAUUUUACAUUGUACUGCAAUUCUUUGUAUGCAUUGAGUUGCAAAGUCAGUUGAAGACAAUACAACUUUUGAUUAUAAAAAUGGCAUACUUUAAAUUUUGUAAACAUGGUAAGUAAAUCAGGUAACAGGGAACUGAUUUUCUACCCUGAAGAGGGUCAAAUGCUGAUUAUUGUCUCAAACACUGAGACUGCUGGCAUUAGUGGUAAAGUAAAAAAAGAUGUUUGACUUCUUCUUGAGGAGAAUCUAGACUUAAAACUUAAGCCAGAACAUGUGCCAUUAACAUAAUGUCAGAUAGUUUAUACAGUUGUAUGCCAAAAUAAUUUAAAUAGUCCUUAAAGAUUUACUGCUUGUACCUUUUGUCAACGCUCAACAGUUUCAUUAAGCUUAAAUCUUGAAAUAAGGCAGAGAACCUUAUCGUGUGUCUUUAAGUUCUUGAGCUUUCUCGGAGAUACCUGACUUGGGUUUUUUUGUAAGAAAUUAAUUUCUAGGUAGUAUGUUCAGUAUUAGCAUCCCAGCAUAUUUCUGACAUCUUGCUAACAUAAAGGAGAGUACACAGUAAUGCAUCUGUUUGCGUAAGAAAAACCUCCUCCUCUGCAAAACUGAUUAAAAAUCUUUACGAUUAUGUUGGGGGUUUUUUGUGUUGAAUAAUCCAUAGUCAGUAGUUCAAAAUCAAGCUUCUUUUUGCAGUCAUCCUUUCUUUUCUUUUGGAUGACGGAAGAAGCUUUGUUCCAAAGAUAACUCUAUUUGUUAAAACCUAUUUAUCUUGUUGCUCUUGUCAGAGGUUGUGUGAAAUUUACUCUCUUGCUAAAACGUUUCAGAGCUUCACUAAAAACAUUCCAACAAUUGAACAAUUAUUACUCUAGAAACUGGUGUGUUACUUUUUAUUACUUUUACUAAACUGAAGAAUGUGUGCAGCUUUUUCUUGCUAUUACACCUAAUUUCUGCAAUCAAUCUCUCCUGCAUGUACAAUGUAAAGUUUCUCACAUAGUACUAUUUAAGCUGCUGAAAAUGCUUAAAUCUACAGCUUUUGUCAUGCAACAUUGCUUGAGUAUAGAGUAGAGCAGUGCAGUUUGGAGAAGGCUGUAGUAACUGUGGGUAGAAAAUGUGGCAUCUCCAAACAAUUACCUCUUUUUAAGUUUGCAGGAUUAUAGGGAAAGUUCAAGGUUGGAACUGUUUUAGUUGGUAGCUCUGAAUCCUAUAUAAACUGAAGGAUAAAAAAAAAA